CAGCUGCAGCAAUGCGAGGACUUUUACUCUUUCACAUGUUUGUCUGCUGUAUCAUGGCAAAGAAGAUGCGGUGGUGCACGGUGUCGGAUCCUGAGCAGAGGAAGUGUGCAGAGCUGGCCAAAGCUCUGGUGGCGGUGCUGCCUCCAGCUGUUGUGGCAGCGUUUGCAAGACUCUCAUGCAUCCGAGCGUCCAGCACAUCUGACUGCAUCGAGAGGAUCAGGGCAAACCGGGCUGAUAUAGUGACAUUAGACGCAGGGGAGGUUUAUUCUGCCGUGAAGCAGUUCGGCCUCGUUGCCAUCGCCAAGGAAAUAUACAGUGACGGAGGCUGCAUUCUGUCUGUGGCUGUGGUGACAAACAGCAGCUUGGACAUCCGCUCCCUGCAGGGCCUCAGGAGCUGUCACAGUGGCAUACGGUGGACAGCCGGCUGGAGUCUUCCUCUCGGCUUCCUGCUGUCCAGAAACUACCUGAGCUGGUCAAAGGAGCAGCCGCUCAGUCAAGACGUCAGCACGUUCUUCAGUGCCAGCUGUGUCCCCGGAGCUGCUGCCAUGGCUCCUCGUCUCUGUGCUCUGUGCCAAGGCCAGAAAUCCUACAUUCGCCAGAAGAAUUACCGCUGUGAAACAUCCCAUAGUGAACCCUUCUACAACACCCAGGGGGCCCUCAGAUGUCUGAGGAGAGGUGCAGGGGAUGUUGCGUUCGUGGACAAUUUAGCCCUUGAAAGCAUUAAAGAGAGCGAUGAGUUCAGGUUACUGUGUCCUGACGGGACACAGGCUCCUCUCAGCCACUACAGAACCUGUAACCUGGGACGAGGUCCGGGCGGAGGCGUCGUCACCAGGUCCAACUUUCGCAAGGUGGCUCGCAAAUUUCUUGUGACAGUGCAGAUGCUGUUUGGUCAUCGAGGGAGAGAGAGACAGCGCUUCCAGCUCUUCAACUCUUCUGCUUUCGGGGAGAACGAUCUCCUCUUCAAAGAUCUCACAAAUAAAUUAUCCGUCCUUCCAGACGACAUGGACGUCAGUCAGGUGCUGGGCCUGGAUUAUGUGGCUCUGCUCAAAGGCCUCGGACAUGAAGGCAGCUCACUGCAGGACAGUGUUGUGCGAUGGUGCUGCAUCAGCCACGCAGAGCAGAAGAAGUGUGAACAGUGGGCGCUCAGCAUCAAAUCAGAUCCUCUGGUGUGUGUCAGAGCCGUUUCAAUGCGGGACUGUAUCGAGAAGAUCAAGAGGGACGAGGUGGACGCUGCCUCGCUGGAUGCAACACACUCCUUCAUCGCCGGAAAAUGUGGUCUCACCCCUGUAGUGACAGAAUAUUAUGGAAGGAAAUGUGUGCUCACUGGGAGAUUAACUCACCUAGAGACUGAUGUGCUGCCCUCGGUGGUGGGUGUAGCAGUAGCUAGGCGCUCCAGCAGGAGUGUGUUCAUCGGGAACCUUGGAGGCCGUCGCUCCUGUCAGGGUCACAUGUACUCCCCCGCCGGCUGGAUGCUUCCCUACAGACACACCUUGAGUCUGGAGCACAACAGCAGCUCCUGUGAUCCAAACCAAGUUUACAACAACGUGUUCUGGAAGGGCUGCCUUCCUGGCUCUCAGGGGAAUCUGUGUAAAGUGUGUAUGGGAGGCAGUGGGGAGGCCGCAACCAGACGCUGCGCUGACAACCACAAUGAGCGUUACUAUGGAAACAUGGGGGCUCUAAGGUGCCUGGUCGGAGAUCCCAGUGGAAAGAGCUACGGCGACGUGGCCUUUCUAGAGCAGCACAACCUUCAAGCCAACAUCCUCAGUUUGAGCUCCAGUGGUUGGGCCGAGGGUUUGACGUCGUCAGACAUGGAGCUGCUGUGUGGUGACGGCCGUCGGGCCCCGCUGGCGGAGUGGGAGAGCUGCAACCUCGGGGUCAUCCCACCGAACACUGUCAUGACCCGGCCGGUGCUCACGGCACGUGUGUACGACUUCCUCAUGAAGUCACAGGAAACUUUGGCAGCCAAACCAAAUGCAGAGUUCCAGCUCUUUGAGUCUCAUCCGUACGGAGAGAGCGAUCUGCUGUUCAAAGAUUCAACGCAGUGUUUCGUCCACACGAGUCACAUGGAUUACCGUUCCAUCCUCGGUGAGGAGUUUUACUCCCAUGCAGAAUCCGUCUUCAACUGCACGCACUCUGAUAUCCUGGAGUUUUGCGAUCAGGACGUGUGCAGCAUAUUCUAACAGACAUAGAGAAGGAAGCAACUCAUCAUGUCCUUCUCGAUGGUUAAAUCCUUCACUCGCCUUAUCUUCCUCCAUAACUGAUGACUGCAAACAAUCAAUUAUAUCAUCAGGAUCAUACAAAAACUGCUGGCAGUGUGGUCGUGAACAACAAGGGUUGAGAUUGACACGGAGGACAUUUCAAAGACUCAUCAUUAUUUUUGCUUUCUCUUCUGCAACUUCAACAUGUCAUUAAUACAUCUUAUCAAGUUGAAGUGAUGUGUCAUGUGUAAUCUGUGUGUUUUAAAGAGAGAGGUAAUGCUUUCCUGUGGCAAAUGGUUUCAAGCUUGAAAACACAAACCUGACAUUGUGAUAACCUGUGACGAGGCCCAGCUCUGGUGCCUGCAGUUUCAGCUCGAUCCUGAAAGGGAUAGUUCACCCAAAAAUUCCCUCAUUAUCUACUCAUUAUCCACAAUUCCAAUAUAGGGGUUUCAGGUAGAAACAGUGUUGCGGCCAAAUACAAUUGAUUC
This is a messenger RNA of Limanda limanda (common dab), 2686 nucleotides long. It is a transcript of the gene sxph, whose product is annotated as saxiphilin. The record is from RefSeq and is a predicted model, not a curated record. Gene Ontology annotation, biological process: iron ion transport. The transcript has 17 exons. Gene Ontology annotation, cellular component: plasma membrane; early endosome; recycling endosome. Bases 12 to 2180 code for a protein of 722 amino acids. NCBI's taxonomy places the organism in Eukaryota, Metazoa, Chordata, Actinopteri, Pleuronectiformes, Pleuronectidae.